Messenger RNA from Psilocybe cubensis, 801 nucleotides. RefSeq lists its product as uncharacterized. The record is from RefSeq and is a predicted model, not a curated record. The transcript has 3 exons. NCBI's taxonomy places the organism in Eukaryota, Fungi, Basidiomycota, Agaricomycetes, Agaricales, Agrocybaceae. Bases 1 to 801 code for a protein of 266 amino acids.
AUGUCUUCAAAUAUUAGCAACUCUAAGGAAAGCAAACGCACAGCAAGGACGGAUGACCUGGCUCCGCCGCCAAUGCCAGUCAUUCCAGAUAACCUGGCUCCACCCCCUAUGCCUGUUAUUCCAGCUAACCUGGCUCCUCCCCCUAUGCCAGUCAUUUCAUCUAACCUGGCUCCGCCCCCUAUGCCAGUCAUCCGGAAAGACCUGGCUCCGCCGCCAAUGCCAGUAAUUCCAGCUAACCUGGCUCCACCCCCUAUGCCUGUUAUUCCAGCUAACCUGGCUCCGCCCCCUAUGCCAGUCAUCCGGAAAGACCUGGCUCCGCCGCCAAUGCCAGUAAUUCCAGCUAGCCUGGCUCCACCCCCUAUGCCAGUCAUUCCACCUACCCUGGAUCCUCCCCCUAUGCCUGUUAUUCCAGAUACCCUGGAUCCUCCACCUAUGCCUGUCAUCCGGGAUGAUGCGGCUCCGCCGUUGAUGGCAGCACAUGUUUCAUACACGUCUGUCGUCGACAAAAUCAUUAUGGACUCUCGUCCAGCUAUUUCCUCUGAGAGGAAGCAAGGUUUGAUCCCAUGGGCGGCUACCCCGAAUUAUACCGAGCAGCAGCUACGGGCAACAUACGACCAAAUAAUUGACAGUUCCGUCGGCGACAGUAGUUAUGACGGAAAGGUUACAACGUUCAAGAACCUCCGGCUGCAUCAGCUGCAGUCAGAGAUUCUGACUUAUAAUGCGCUGGAGGAAAUUGACGCUGGGCUGGCAGGGAUUGAAUCGAGUUUGGAAAAGCAUUUGUAUACCGGUAGAGAUGAAUAA